ACUUUGUACUGUGUUGUGUAUUUUUCACAUCACUAUCUUUAAUAUUUUAAAACUAGAAAGCAAUUGUAAGCAUCAUACAAACACCUGAGAAUUAUUUGAAAUGUGUAAACAUAAUGUUUCAUCAAAAAAUAAUUUUCUUCCAGACGCCCGUGGUCAUCGACCCCUUGACAAGAAGGAAGCGCUUCCCAGCCUGAGACCCGCCCCACCUCCCAUCAGCGGAAGUGGCUAUCGGGCUCGUCCAGCCACAGCAGUGGCCAGGCCACAGAAAGCGGAGAGGAAAGUGCCUGACGCGGGAGGCUGCCUUCACGCUGACCCAGAUCUGGGAGUGCUGUGUCCAACAGGAUGUCAGUUGCAAGAGGAAUUGCUAAGACAGGAGAAGUCAAUUAAAAACAGCGUUAAUGAUUUAAAUUACAAAGUUAAUGAGGUUUCUCAAAGCUCUACCACAACCUUUCAGUAUAUGACUCUGCUAAAAGACAUGUGGAAAAAGAGGCAGAAGCAAGCAAAAGAUAAUGAAAAUGUAAUAAAUGAGUAUUCCUUAGAGCUAGAAAAGCAGAAAAUAUAUAUAGAUGAGACUGUGAAUAGUAAUAUCCCAACUAACCUUCGUGUGCUCCGUGCAAUCCUGGAAAACCUGAGAAGCAAAAUACAAAAAUUAGAAUCUGAUGUCUCGGUUCAGAUGGACUACUGCCGCACGCCAUGCACUGUCAGCUGUAAUAUUCCUGUUGUGUCUGGAAAAGAAUGUGAGGAAAUUAUCAGGAAAGGAGGUGAAACAUCAGAGAUGUAUCUCAUUCAGCCUGAUACUUCUGUUAAACCAUAUAGAGUAUAUUGUGAUAUGACCACAGAAAACGGGGGCUGGACAGUGAUUCAGAACCGUCAAGAUGGUAGUGUGGACUUUGGCAGGAAGUGGAAUCCAUACAAAGAAGGAUUUGGAAACAUUGCAAGCAAUGCAGAUGGGAAAAAAUACUGUGGCUUGCCAGGUGAAUAUUGGCUUGGAAAUGAUAAGAUUUCGCAGCUUACCAAGAUUGGACCCACAGAACUUUUGAUUGAAAUGGAGGACUGGACAGGAAACAAGGUGAAAGCUCACUAUGGAGGAUUCACGAUCCAGAAUGAGGCCAAUAAAUACCAGAUCUCGGUGAGCAAGUACAGAGGGACAGCUGGGAAUGCCCUCAUGGAUGGAGCGUCUCAGCUGGAGGGAGAGAACAGAACAAUGACCAUUCACAACGGCAUGUUCUUCAGCACCUAUGACAGAGACAAUGAUGGCUGGUUAACUACAGAUCCCCAAAAGCAGUGCUCGAAGGAGGAUGGCGGUGGAUGGUGGUAUAACAGAUGCCAUGCAGCUAAUCCAAAUGGCAGAUACUACUGGGGUGGACAGUACAGCUGGGACAUGGCAAAGCAUGGCACAGAUGAUGGCAUAGUGUGGAUGAACUGGAAGGGGUCAUGGUAUUCACUGAAGAAGAUGUCUAUGAAAAUCAGACCCUUCUUCCCAAAGCAAUAGUGCGCAAACAUACAUUUUUAUUCUAUAGUUGAUACCAUUUUUGUACAUUAUGUUAUUGAAAUUCUCUUUCAUUUGUUAUAUCCCUCUAAAACUCUCAAACAACUGUGUGACUUUUUGAAAAAUGUACAGGAUGAACAACAUUAAAGCGAUCACACAAUUUUAUUUUGUACCCUUUAUUUAUCUUGUUUACCAAGAAAUCAUUAAAAGGAUAACUGUGGACAGAGUUGGUGUUCAGAAUUUUAAUUCUAAUUCACUAUGGAAAGUUUUUUAUUUGAAAGAGGGAUAUCCUGUCCUUAAUGUAGGAAAACCAUGAGACCUGCUAAAAACCUGAGUUUAAAUGUCUACUUCUAAAACUAUUUAUAUGACAUCUGUUAAAGAAAGCUUUCAAAGAUGUGUUCAUUAAAUCAGUCUCUGUUGCCAUAAAUUAAUGCUUCCUUAUUUUAUGAUGCAUGUGACCAA
Molecule: messenger RNA, 1951 nt
Organism: Ochotona princeps (American pika)
Lineage: Eukaryota; Metazoa; Chordata; Mammalia; Lagomorpha; Ochotonidae
Gene: FGB
Product: fibrinogen beta chain
Exons: 8
Coding region: 101-1492 (463 amino acids)
Biological process (GO): protein polymerization; blood coagulation; platelet activation
Cellular component (GO): fibrinogen complex
Molecular function (GO): signaling receptor binding
Source: RefSeq, a predicted model, not a curated record